CUUUCUUAUUCUCUGUAGUCUUGAACUCUUUGAAUAAAAGAAAUAAAAAAAUAUCAGUUAUUUUCCCCUUCCUUUCCUUUUUAUUUUGAAUUAAAAUAAAAUAAAAUAAUAUACAUUUUAUUUACAUAUAUAUAACAUGACCACUUGUUGUGGAAGAUUAAGUAAAGUUUAUGUGAUUCUCACCAAUUUACUCUUUGCUUGUCUUGGUGCUGCUUAUAUUGCCUUUGGUGUACUUGGAUCUCGAAAUAAGUUUCUUGGUGCUGCUUUAUUCCCUGAUCUAGUAUUUAAACUAUCUGCUAUCUUGGGCGCCAUUAUCAUCGUAGCUUCCAUUUUUGGAUUCACUGCUGCAUUCAGUAGACGACGAUUGUUCAUUUACCUAUACCUAUUGGUGAUCCUUAUAUCUUUGGCUGUUCAAGUUGUAAUUGGUGUACAAGUUUACAAAAGUGCUGCUAAUACAAAGCAAUAUCUUGUCAAUUUUUGGGCUUCAGCAUCUGAUAAUGAUAAAACCGAACUUCAAAACGAAUUCUCCUGUUGUGGUUAUGAUGGUAUUCAAAGCUCUACUUCCAAUCAAUGUCCAACUUCAUUACCUCCUUGUUUCGAUAGUCUUCAAACAUAUAUACAAAACGCCUUUCAAAAAGUAUAUUUGAUUACAUUUGCUGCUCUUGCCGUUCAAUUAUUAGCCAUAUCCAACGCUAUGACCAUGAUCUGUAGUCGAUAUAUACAUAGUGAUCAAUAUGAAGACGAAAGACGUGAACAUCGAAAAUCAGGGAUUCGAUUGGAUGAUAUGACAGUGGAUACUCCAACUACAGCUGGAUCAUAUAAUCAAUAUGGAAUGCAUCAACAACAAUACGAACAAAAAGGAUAUUAUGUCGAUAAUAGUCCUCAGAAUCGAUAUGAUAGUUAUGAUAUGUAUAGACACAAUAAUGCUAGUAGUGGAUAUGCCAAUCAAGGAUAUAAUCAAUAUCAUUAUUAGUUUUCCCCCCUAGAUAGUCUCUCUUUGUUACUCUACAUCUCAUCAACACCAUACCAAACCGUCAUUCUUUUUCUGUCCUUUUUGUCCUACAUUAUUCACACUCUUCUUUUUUUAUUAUUUAUUAUUAUUAUUAUUAUUAUUAUUUAUCAAUACAUC
Molecule: messenger RNA, 1129 nt
Organism: Halteromyces radiatus
Lineage: Eukaryota; Fungi; Mucoromycota; Mucoromycetes; Mucorales; Cunninghamellaceae
Product: Tetraspanin family-domain-containing protein
Exons: 4
Coding region: 137-973 (278 amino acids)
Cellular component (GO): membrane
Source: RefSeq, a predicted model, not a curated record